Molecule: messenger RNA, 918 nt
Organism: Lactuca saligna
Lineage: Eukaryota; Viridiplantae; Streptophyta; Magnoliopsida; Asterales; Asteraceae
Source: the annotation of a GenBank genome assembly
UGGGAUUGCAAUAAUUGUGUUUUGGUCUUUCUAUCAUUGUUUCCACCUGCCCUGCAUCCCCCACCUCCAAUUCUUUUUCCUUACUUGAGCCUCCUUUCUAGUCAUCCUCUUUACUCUUCCUCCAAAUUAAGAAACUAUCGAAUCAAAACCCAUAUACCUCUUUUGUAAUGGAUUAUCAUUUCAUGGAAUUAAUUGUCGUUCUUCUUUCAAUUUGAGGUUUACAAGAAGGGGAAACGAAGAUGAGGAAUUUCGCAGGAACACCUGGAACAGUGACUGCUCUGAUUUUGAGAUUGUUGCAGUGUCUGUUUGCUGCUGCUUCAAUUGCUUCAAUGGCUUCCACUAAAUCCUUCUUCAGUUUCACUUCCUUCAGCUACUUAAUUGCUUCAAUGGGAUUGCAAGUGAUUUGGAGCUUUGGACUUGCAUUCCUAGAUGCAUGUGCCUUGGCAAAGAAGAAAGUCCUCCAUAAUCCCGGUUUACUGAGCCUCUUCGUUGUUGGAGACUGGGUUAUUUCAAUGUUGAGCCUUGCAGCUGCUUCUUCAUCUGCAGGAAUAACCGUGUUGUAUUUUAAUGAUUUGGGAAGUUGUGGUUUUGUGGAAUGCCAAAAAUACCAAUUGGCGGUUGCUUUGGCAUUUAUGAGUUGGAUAACAAUUGGAAUCUCAUCCUUAAUUAUGCUUUCCACUUUGGCUGCGGCCGUGAGUUAGAACUUUUCGCUUAUGCCCCUCUAUUUUUUAACAAUUAACUUUCGGUCCUUGUAUUUUCAAACAAAUCACCUUUUUAAGGUACAAAAGAAUCACUAUAUUUUGAAAAAAAAAAAAAAAAAUGAAGCGCGGAUAUAUGUAUAUUUUUUUUGGCAUUUAUAUUUUAACAAUUUAUCUAAAGUUUCCGGUUUUUAUGGACAAGAAACAACUUUGAUGGUUG